Messenger RNA from Verticillium alfalfae VaMs.102, 330 nucleotides. RefSeq lists its product with no specific name. Bases 1 to 330 code for a protein of 109 amino acids. The transcript has a single exon. NCBI's taxonomy places the organism in Eukaryota, Fungi, Ascomycota, Sordariomycetes, Glomerellales, Plectosphaerellaceae. The record is from RefSeq and is a predicted model, not a curated record.
AUGGCGCUCUACCUCACAGAAGACGAGGUCGACGACCUCAGCUAUUUCGCCCGCGCCGGCGAGCAGGCCGACCUCGCCGAGGCCCUGGCCACCCUCUCAGCCCGCGAAUCAGUCGCCCCCGCCGCCAUCCUCACGGCGGCGCGCGACGAGAGCAAGGCGACAUGUUCUGCACAUGGCGGCCGGCAACGGAAACCUAGGUCAGUCGGCCCGCAUCCCUGUUCAUCGGGAAAUAUGUCUCUGCGCCUUCAUUGUGAAAAUGGGAGAAACGGUUGCAAAGGGGGGAACGAAAAGUCUUGGAAUGUGAUGUCUGCCUGGAGACUUCAAUACUGA